AUGCGUUUAUGUAAGCUAGGUAGCUCGUUAAUCAUGGAUGCGCUUCUUCUUCUCACUCUCCUCUCUCUCUUCAGCAAUAUCUUUUCUCUCGCAGAAAAUAUAAGCAUUGACUGUGGAGCGUCGGGAUCCCACGUGGACUCAGACAAUGUAACAUGGGUUGGAGACAAAGGCUUUGUCACGACCGGUGAAUCUUUUGAGAUUCCCGGUAACGUGACGGAGCCGGCCAACACCGUCCGGUUCUUCCCCUCCGGUCAAACGAAUUGCUACAGGAACAUCCCGGCGACAAGACGCCGUAAAACUCUCGUGAGAACGUUGUUUUACUACGGUAACUACGACGGGAAGUCCUCACCGCCGUCGUUCAACGUAGUUUACGACGGGAAAAACCUUGACAAUGUUGUGUUCAGCGACGAGGAUCAGUCACUGUUUGUAUCGGAGGUGUUAUAUUUCCCGGCAAGUGAGAAUAUCAGCGUUUGCCUAAUCCGCACGUCUCCGUCAGAUGAUCCUUUUAUAAGUUCCAUUGAAGUUUAUGGUAUGGAUGCUGGGAUGUAUGACGAUCUUGGUCCCGACGAAGGUCUCAUUCUCCGACAAAGAGUUGCGUAUGGGGCCAAAGAGAUUAUAGGCUAUCCUAUAGAUCCGUACGGUAGGUUAUGGUUCCCGUCAACGUCCAGCGACCAAACAAUCAUCGAGCUAACAACAUCAGCCCCAUCGAUUGACAUCACCGGUGUGGCCAAUAAGCCGCCAGAGAUUGUUAUGUCAAAAGCUUUGGCAGCAGACGGCCUAAGACUCUUUGACGACUCUCUCCCCUUAGCCGGCCUACCGGUUUACUUGGCUCUAUACUUCUCAGAGCCUCAGAUUCUAGGUCGGACCCAGAGACGGUCGUUUAACGUUUUUUUGGACGACACGCAACUAGGAUCAGGUCCCAUCGUACCGGUUUUCGGGAAAGCAACUCAGGUCGUCAUAAGAGACGUAGUAGCCACUUCGCUGUCUCAAGUGAUUUUCCAGUCUACGGACGACUCGGUUUUGCCUCAAAUCGUCAAUGCUAUGGAGCUAUAUUCGAUAAGUAAUGGCCAGGACGGUGGUGAUAACGGAGGAGGAGGAGCAAGCGGCGGUAGCAAUGAUGAUUCGCAAGGUUCUGGAGGAACAACAACACGAGAAACUAAUGUAGUUGGAGGUGGGGCAAACAAAAUUGGACGGAGGAAGAAAAUAUCCAAAUUACCACUCAUUCUUGGCGUUACGUUUUCCUCUGCGUUUGUGGCUCUCUCAUCAGCGUUUGCGGCGAUUUUCAUCAAGAGGCGUCACAACGCUAAGCCACAGUCCAACAAAGCGCCAACCAAGUCCACAGGGUCGGGAGUAGUGACAGGGAUAUCGCCUCUAGUUGGACAGCAAUUGGCGGGCGACGUAAGCAACCCAGGGCACGAUGAGCCUGAUGUGUAUGAUAUCGAUGAUCUGAUUGGUGUGAACGAUUCAUAUGUUGUUCAUCACGAUGAUCAUCAUCAACAUGGAGCGGCCUAGAGGACGAUCUUUUUGUUUCUUUAUGUUCAAAUUAUUUGUUGAUGCAUGAUUCAAAACGAUCUUCUUGUGUCUUUAUGUGCUUGUAAACAUCUGAUCUCUUGUUAAAACCCUACAUUUAGUUUAAAUUAAAUGCAUCAUCUUUUAUCUAUAUAUAAUAACAAUCUGAAUAAAUGCCAA
Molecule: messenger RNA, 1689 nt
Organism: Thlaspi arvense
Lineage: Eukaryota; Viridiplantae; Streptophyta; Magnoliopsida; Brassicales; Brassicaceae
Source: the annotation of a GenBank genome assembly